GAGCCCAGAUGAGAUUCAGAUCCAGAUUCAGAUUGUGAAUCAAGCCUGACUCCUCCUCCUCCCUUGUCAAGCCACAAUGAAAUCCACUGCUGCUUCUGUGGUUGUGGUUCUGCUCCUGGUCCUGAAUAACUCUUUAGUCCAAGGUAUUCUAGAGACCAAUGAUGCCAGCCAUAAGUGCAAGUGCUUGAAGACAGCGGAAGGCGUCCCUCUCCGCUCCAUCAGUACAAUAGUUAUCUCGCCACCUAAAGGAGCCUGCCGAAAUACAGAAUGCAUAGUCACAUUGCGAACUGGGAGGAAAGUAUGUGUGUCUCCAACGCACAAAUGGUUAGAAGAUGUCUUCAGAUAUUUAAAAAGAAACAAGGCUACCACACCAAAAGCGAAUAUAGAGAAACAACGCCAGGAUUCCAGAUAAGAUCAUCUGGGCUUGCCUUCCUUCCUGUUGUGAAUCCUCAUUUCUUUUAUUAAUUGUUUUUGUUCUGAUGAAAUACUCUUUUUUAGACACUCCCUUCUUAGAAAUAAAGAGGCAAAAUGAUCUUUCUGCAGCAAUCCAGCAACACAUUAGCUUCUCUCUAAGGAUAUAUACCCAAGUGCUUGAUUUACAUAUCCUUGAUCAAUAUUAGUAAAUAAAUUUAUCAGAAAUAUUUAAAGGUUCUUUCUAUCAAGGCCGCACCCAAUUUCAACCAAUGCUAGAGGACCAACCAUGCAGGAACCCCAAUUCUCACACUAAGACUUUCCUCUAAAUGGAAGAGUAGUUUGGACAUGAGCAGCUGGCAUGAGUUAGGAGGGGAAGCAAGGGCUCUUUUCUCCACCUGCACAUUUCUGAAAUUACUUGGAAGGAAAGCUGCCCAGGAAAUUCACAUAAUUUCAGUUGGAGUGUGUGAACAAAGUCAUGUGCAAGUGAACUUUUUGGUCACAUCUUAAGCAAAAAAAAAAUGGGACUUGGUGAGCCUAAAGAUUCCCUCCAUCUUAAUAAAUUGUAGCAAAAGAAAGCCAAGUGAUGGUCUGCGUUAUGCUGUGUGCCAGAGGCUGUGUGGCAAAGCAUACUUAAGGCGAAAUCCCACCUUUGAUGGUUACCCGCUGUGUAACCGCAAAUGAGUCACUCAGCCCUCCUGGGCUUCAGAUCCCUCAUCCCUAAAUUGCAAGGAAUUAGAUGAGAUAGCUCCCGAGGUCCUUUCCAAGCCUCCAGCUAGCCUCCAUCAAAGAAACACCCCAGAAUCAAACCCAGAGCGAUCAGGAUUAUUUAGAGCUAAGCUUGUCCUAUACAUGUCUUCCCUCCUGUGAUGUGUUACAUACCAAGGAGCAGAGAAUUCUGGAUAUAAAUGUAUUUUUCUAAAGUGUACCACUCAUGUGCUGUUCUUCA
This is a messenger RNA of Trichosurus vulpecula (common brushtail), 1360 nucleotides long. RefSeq names its product C-X-C motif chemokine ligand 13 (gene CXCL13). Gene Ontology annotation, cellular component: extracellular region. NCBI's taxonomy places the organism in Eukaryota, Metazoa, Chordata, Mammalia, Diprotodontia, Phalangeridae. The transcript has 4 exons. Gene Ontology annotation, biological process: neutrophil chemotaxis; inflammatory response; chemokine-mediated signaling pathway. The record is from RefSeq and is a predicted model, not a curated record. The coding region runs from base 77 to 412 and encodes 111 amino acids. Gene Ontology annotation, molecular function: CXCR chemokine receptor binding; chemokine activity.